Messenger RNA from Phycomyces blakesleeanus NRRL 1555(-), 2535 nucleotides. RefSeq lists its product as hypothetical. Lineage: Eukaryota; Fungi; Mucoromycota; Mucoromycetes; Mucorales; Phycomycetaceae. Bases 1 to 2535 code for a protein of 844 amino acids. The record is from RefSeq and is a predicted model, not a curated record. Gene Ontology annotation, molecular function: lipid binding. The transcript has 12 exons.
AUGAUCGAAAAGAUCUGGAGAAGUAUUGACCCCGAGUUUUUUGUGCUUGUUGAAGACCUGUUGGAAGAUACUAUCAAGAGUGUACAGCCGGAUGUAGUAAAGUUUAUGAAAGUAAAAGACCUCGAUAUUGGUGUACAAGCCCCUAGAAUCCAAUCAAUCCGUGUAUUUCCUUCUCUACCUGGCCAGCCUGACGAAAGCAUCUUUGGAGAAGCAUCUUUUAGUUUCCAUGCACACCCUUCUGCGUCUUUCUCAGGAACUCUUAAUGAUGCCGCCAAGCCACCUGGCAUUAGCAUUCAACUAAAAGCUGGCAUAGACACUCCAAUCACUGUCAGAGCUGAACUGAUGGCCUUUUCGGGAAAAAUACGCUUCAAAGUUCUUACCUCGCCAGAGAUUCCAUUUGUUUCAAAAGUUACAAUUGCGUUUACAAGAAAUCCUAUAAUUGAAACAGGUGUCAUGCCACUGACAAAACAUUUUAAUAUUAUGCAUUUGCCGAUGGUCAAGGCUUUGGUAAACCAGGGUAUCAGUCUCGGGUUUGCCGAAUUUGUUGAUCCAAAGAGUAUGACUCUGGAUAUCCAAGCACUGAUGGGAGCAGAUGCUGUUGAUGUCAGAGCUAUUGGCGUUGUCAAGGUUGAGAUUCGAGAAGCCUCUCGCUUAGGAUCACAGACUAUUCAAGACAUGGAGGACUCUUAUGCAACCCUAUCGUUGAGCAAUCAGCCGAAGAAGACUCUUUCGAGUACACGCGUCCUUACUAACGACAAAGACCCGCGAUGGAAUGAGACACUAUAUGUUCUUGUUAACGAAGAUGAUAUUCUGGCAGAUACCAAGGUAGAUAUUAAGGUGUGGGAUGCCGAUAAGGUCAAAUAUGACGACCUGUGGGGAUCUGUGUCUUUGCCGGUGAAGGACAUCGUCCAAGGCCAGAUCGACAAGCUUGGAAAUGUUUCGCAUUGGUGUAAAGAAGAGCGUGUUGUCUUUGAUGGGUGGGCUCCGAUCGAUGGGAAAUCGGAAGCAAAGUCCAAGAUAAAGCUUAAUUAUAAGCUUAGCUUUCAUCCUAAAUAUACGCUUCCAAAAGCUGAUCUGCUUCACGGCGGCGCCCAGAAAGAUAAUGGCAAGGAGACAAAGCCCGAACAUCAACAACAACAAGAACCAUUGAAUCCUGAUCACAAUAAUGGAAUAUUGAGUAUUCAAAUCCAUCAAGCUGUUGACCUUGAGAUUGGCGAUCCAGAAAUAAUAGCCGCUGACGAAAACAAACAUCCAUACAACCCAAACCAGAUAGUCAGUCCUUAUGCUAUUAUGUACAUCAACGAUAAUAAAGUGUUUAGAACGAGAACAAAGAUGCGUAACCCAAGUCCUCAUUGGAAUGCAGUCUCAGAAAACUUUAUCGCAGACUAUAAGAACGCAACCAUUAGAAUUUCGGUAAAGAACUCGGUUGAUUUGGAACGCGAUCCAGUCAUUGGAACAAAAUGUAUUCCCCUGUCUGACCUGUUUAUUGACCAGAAAGAUACUUUUAAAGGAGUUCAAAAGUGGAUUCCUCUCGAUAAUGGUAUUGGAUUUGGAAAAGUAUUGCUGACAAUCAAGUACAAACCAGUCAAGCUUAGUCUAUCGCGUGAGCUUCAAGGAGCAAACGUUGCAACUUUGGUUGUAGAUUAUGUCAGUCUCACCGAUCUCAAGCCACCAUUUGAUCCUAAAUAUAUCAACAACACCAAGGUUGUCUUGGCUUUAAAUCUCGACCCUGCCAUAAUCAAGAGACUCAAGCCAAAACAUAUGAAGCAGCAGCAGAGCUCUGAUGAAUUGGCAGCUCAAAAUGGAAUGUAUGGAUGGUGGCAUCAGCACCUCUAUUUUCCUCUUUCGAUGCGAUACCGUACUGCGUUAUAUGUUCAUAUUCAUCAAGGUUCUCUUACAGCCACAAAGGCUUCUGGCCGCAUAUGGUUAAAGAAUCUGGUGGAUGAAGAAUGGCAUGAUAUUGUGGUCGGAUUACACCCGUACUGCUCAGAAAAAAGCAAGGAGUCCAAUCGAAAUCAAGAUGAUUGGGGGAUUGAUGGUGAAUUGGGUCAAGUAACUCUAAGAGUUAAAGUGAUUCCUGGGUUCUCUCCAGUGCACACCCAUCUACACUCGUAUAAGAAAGAUAUGGUUGGUGCUGAUCCAUUCCAUGACGACGCUAUCAAAGCAAAGGCCCAACAAUGGAUCCAGGAGCAGAGUGCUGAUAAUAACGACACCACGGCUGACCCAGAACUGAAAGAAGCAGUCCAACAAGAAAGAGAGAAAAAGGAAGAUACCGAAGAAUUGAAAUAUAGUAGAAGGCGUUCUUCGAGUAUGUCAUCAGAGUAUGGAGCUGAAGACGACUCGGAUAUUGGAGACGACGAUUAUAAGUAUAUGCAAGAGAUGCGAAGUAUGUUCAAGUCACCAAAAAUCAGACGCAACAGCGUGAGCCGAAAGUUGGCUUGGUGCACAGACAAAGCAAAGAAUAAAAUGGACUCUAUUCGCGAUGGAUUUAAUUCAGAAGCCCGUGCAGCUAGAAAUGUCACAAAGGAGGGAUAA